Messenger RNA from Suillus bovinus, 351 nucleotides. RefSeq lists its product as uncharacterized. The coding region runs from base 1 to 351 and encodes 116 amino acids. Lineage: Eukaryota; Fungi; Basidiomycota; Agaricomycetes; Boletales; Suillaceae. The transcript has 4 exons. The record is from RefSeq and is a predicted model, not a curated record.
AUGUCCAAGCCACACAUCAAGAACCAGCAAGUUGAAGGCAGCAUGUCAUACACUGAUGGCUUGCAGGACAACUCGCUCAGCACAGCAACAGCAGCAGACACACAUGCUCACCAGAAGCGAAGAAUUGCACAACUAGAAGAGAAGCUCAAGUCUCUCGAGGCUGGAUACAAAAUCAAUGAUGAUGCAGAACAUAAUGUCGAUCAAGAUCGGUUACAAGUCAGGUACAUAACCCUCACAACUACAUUGUGGUGGUUUCAUAAGAAGGGUUUGGAGUUGGAGUAUGACAAAUACAUACACAUGUUGAAAAUGGUUGGCUUCACCCAUCUUCGGCAGGGUGCUGAUAGUGCUUGA